AUGACAGAUAAAGAUUUAAUUGCACGAAGUGUUAUCAAUGAAAUUUUUCCUCAUGCAAGAACACUUCUAUGUAAAUUUCAUACAAAAAAAACAUUUCAGCUGAAUGUUACAGUGAAAAAUAUGGGUAUAUCAUGUGCUGAAGUUGACUUUUAUUUAGAUUUAAUGUUUCGAAUGUGUGAUAGUCCAUCUGAAGCCAGAUACAAUAAAUUAUUUGAAAAAUUUUAUACAAAUGCACAUGAGCAUCCCAAAUUACUCAAUUAUUUUGUAAAUAAUUGGCAUGAUAAUAGAAAUGAAUGGACAACCUUUGGAAUGAAUCAAACUAUUAAUUUUGAUAAUUUAACCAACAAUCGAUCGGAAUCAAAUAAUUGUCAAUUAAAACGUUGGUUAACACCUAAUGAUACUUUGACAAAUGCUCUAAAAAAUUUAUUCAAAUGGCUUGAAAAUCGUAAGGAAAAUCAAUUAAAAAAAACAGCCAAAACAUUAUACAAAACCAACACAAAACAAAUCUCGAGUGAUCCUGAAAUUUUGAAAUAUCAUCCACAUCUUUCUACGUGUGCGUUUGAAAAAGUACAAAUUGAUCUUGAAAAUUACCAUCUUAAAAAAUUAGUAAUCAUAAAUCAUUUAUUUAAAGAAUGUAAAAUCAAAAAGGUCAUGAAGGAAGGUAAUAAUUCUGAUGAUAUUAUACAACUUGAUGUAAAAAAUGCACCAGCGGUUCAAGAAAUGGAUGAUGAUGAAAAAGAAUCUGAGAAAAAUUUUAUGAAAGAUGUAACAUUCUAA
Molecule: messenger RNA, 777 nt
Organism: Aphidius gifuensis
Lineage: Eukaryota; Metazoa; Arthropoda; Insecta; Hymenoptera; Braconidae
Product: protein FAR1-RELATED SEQUENCE 5-like
Exons: 3
Coding region: 1-777 (258 amino acids)
Source: RefSeq, a predicted model, not a curated record